CGUGAGUGUAUAUCCAUGCACGUGGGCCAAGCGGGUGUCCAGAUGGGCAACUCCUGUUGGGAGUUGUAUUGUCUGGAACACGGUAUUCAACCGGAUGGAACCAUGCCAUCCGACAAAGCUUCCGGUUCCAACGAUUGCUUCAACACCUUCUUCAAUGAGACAGGCUCCGGCAAGAUGGUACCGCGCGCUAUAAUGAUCGAUCUCGAGCCAACUGUCGUCGAUGAAAUUCGGAUGGGAACGUACAAACAUCUGUAUCAUCCAGAGCAAUUAAUUACUGGUAAAGAAGAUGCAGCCAAUAAUUAUGCUCGAGGUCAUUAUUCCAUCGGGAGUGAGAUCAUCGAGUCCGUGAUGGACCGAGUGCGCAGGUUGACCGAUCAGUGCACCGGUCUACAAGGUUUCUUCGUCUUUCACUCCUUUGGGGGUGGCACAGGAUCUGGUUUCACGUCUUUGCUCAUGGAAAAACUGUCCGACGAUUAUGGCAAGAAGAGUAAAUUGGAAUUUGUCAUAUAUCCUGCGCCGCAAGUAUCUACGGCCGUAGUGGAGCCUUACAAUGCUGUAUUAACAACACACACGACAAUCAGUCAUUCCGAUUGCGCGUUCAUGGUAGACAACGAAGCGAUCUAUGAUAUUUGUCGGCGUAAGCUCGGCAUCGAGCGGCCUUUGUACGCAAAUCUGAACCGGCUGAUCAGCCAGGUAGUGUCGUCGAUCACGGCGUCCUUAAGAUUCGACGGCGCCCUGAACGUCGACCUGACCGAGUUCCAGACGAAUCUGGUGCCCUAUCCCCGCAUACAUUUCCCCUUGGCAACCUAUGCUCCGGUGGUGUCUUCCGAAAAGGCCUACCACGAGGGUAUAUCGGUCGCCGAGAUCACUUCUGAGUGCUUCGAGGCGACAAAUCAAAUGGUCAAGUGUGAUCCGCGCGAGGGUAAAUACAUGGCUUGUUGCCUCCUGUAUCGCGGGGACGUCGUACCCAAAGACGUUAAUGCCGCGAUCGCCGCUAUGAAGGGCAAGAGCUACAUCCGCUUUGUCGACUGGUGUCCCACAGGUUUCAAAGUUGGAAUUAAUUAUCAACCACCCACAGCCGUUCCAGGAGGCGAUCUUGCAAAGGUUCAACGAGCUGUCUCUAUGCUGUCUAACACGACUGCUAUAGAAGAAGCUUGGGCCAAGCUCAAUCACAAAUUCGAUCUAAUGUACAAAAAGCGAGCGUUUAUUCAUUGGUAUGUGGGAGAAGGUAUGGAAGAGCUCGAAUUCGCAGAAGCGCGUGAGGACCUUGCGGCACUCGAAAGGGAUUAUGAGGAAGUUGCUCUUGAAUCGCCGUCUACACCGGAUACAUCGUUGGAGUUUUAACACAUGUUUUUGGAAAAUCUUUUAGGCCGGCAUAUUAUUUUUUCGCUACCCUACUACAAAGUGAAAAUUAUACCAAAAACGUCAGUGCUAAAUUUUGUGUAGUAAUAUAUAUAUUUAUUCUCGUAUAAAAUUGUCACCGUAUUUUAUAGAAAAGUAUUUUGUAAACAUUCUUUAUAAAACAAAUAUAAAAAUAUAUGAGUGUUGCAUCACUUCAUAA
Molecule: messenger RNA, 1561 nt
Organism: Solenopsis invicta (red fire ant)
Lineage: Eukaryota; Metazoa; Arthropoda; Insecta; Hymenoptera; Formicidae
Product: tubulin alpha chain
Exons: 4
Coding region: 16-1344 (442 amino acids)
Biological process (GO): mitotic cell cycle; microtubule cytoskeleton organization
Cellular component (GO): microtubule; cytoplasm
Molecular function (GO): structural constituent of cytoskeleton; GTP binding
Source: RefSeq, a predicted model, not a curated record